AAGCACGCGCUCGUGUGCGCGCGGGCGUGGAGGCGCAGAUGAGCGCAGGACUGGAAGCACGAUGAGCCACGCGCGCACGCCGGGGUUUACAUCCAGGAUUUGUUUGUGUUUGUUUGGAAAGUAAAUAAACAAACGCUCCGUCUGAAGGUGAGUCGCGGACCGGGAGGUCUUCCUCGCCCCCCCGCAGCGGUCACCUUCUGAAGGAAAGCACCGAGAGCGGACAUGUCUCGUGUUGACGCGUGAGACAGGAGGCUGGAGAGGACCAGCAUCCGGGCCACCAGGCAGCCACAGACCGGCAGUCCGCGCACACAUGCAGGAUGCCCGGGGCGCGCCGGGGAGUCCUGGUCCCGCGCAGCCCGACUCCAUGACGCCGCGGGCAGCCUCGUCAUGCGUCUGCUGCCCGAGCCCAGCGCCCAGUCCCUCCGCCUGCUCUUCCUCUUUGUCUUCGUGAUGGGGGUGACCCCGUCCCCGGCUCUCACGGCCGGCUGCCCCGACAGAUGCGUGUGCGACGACCAGCUGGUGGUCCAGUGCGCCGGGCAGGAGCUCACCGUGUUCCCCAACGACCUGCCGCUGGCGACCCGGCAGCUCAUCAUCUCCAACAACCGCAUCGGGGACCUUCCGGCGCUGCAGCUCAACUACCUGUCCGACCUGGUCUACCUGGACUGCAGCAACAACUCUCUGACCGAGAUCUCCGAGUCCACGUUCGGCAACCUGCGUAAACUCGCCUACCUGGACCUGUCCUUCAACACCCUGCUGCAGGUCGAGGACCGCACUUUUGGGCCGCUGGCGUCUCUGGUGAUGCUCCGGCUGACGGACAACCCGGGUCUCGGGGAGGUCCACCCGGACGCCUUCUCGGAGAACGCGGCUCUGCAGGUCCUGGACGUGAGCCGCAACAACCUGACGGCGCUGAACAUCAGCAGCCUGAUCGCGCUGCCCGCGCUGCGCUCUCUGGGGCUCAGCGGGAACCCGUGGAGCUGUGACUGUGACACGGAGGACCUCUGCCUGUGGGUGCAGAUCGAGGGCUUCAAGUUCCAAGACGAAGGCCAGACGGUUUGCCACAGUCCUGCCGAGCUGGCGGGCCAGCGGAUGGCGGAGGUGGGCAUGCAGCUGCGGGCGGACUGCCACCAGGGUUUGGGUUACUGGGACUACCUCUUCUUCAUCGCCAUCGGCUUCGUCAUCUUCUCGGCCGGCACCGUGUCGGCGUGGGUGAUGGGCGUGCUCAUGGUGCUGUACGAGCGCUACAGCAAGAGGAAGAGCGAGGAGCUGGACAGCGACGACGAGGACGACCGGGGAGGGGCGGGGGGAGGAGGGGGAGGUGACCAGGGCAACGGGGAUCUGACCAAACCUGGAAUGGAGGUGUGACAGACUGGAGAACCACAAGAGACUCUGAGACCACAUGGGACUAUGUGUGUGUAACCGGUUUAGAGAUAUGCAAUAUGCUGUCCACCACGUAGGACAGGAAGUGUGUGUGUGUGUGUGUGUGUGUGUGUGUGUGUGUGUGUGUGUGUGAGAGAGAGAAACAGCAAUAAGGAUGAAUAUGCCUUCACUUCAGGACAGGAUGACCUCUGAUGUAAUUAAGAGCAAUACCCCCCCCCCCCCCCCCACACACACACACACACACAGGUAUCAGGGUCAGAGAGUAAUGCCUUAAGUCUGCAUUUAGGCACAAGGAUGUGAUUUCCCAGAAUGCCUUGAGGCAGCUCCAAUGGUGAACGGUCUCUCCAGACUAAAUCUGUCCCGAAUGUAAAACUAAACUAAGAAUAAAGUUCCUGUCCGGGGGGGUUAGUCCAGCUUAAAGCCCCCUGUGGAGUCCUCACCUUCAUGCUGUUUAUCCCAAUGCUCCACGUUCUGUCCAUCGCUCCAGUCCAGCUGGUGGAGUGGACCAACCCUGACCCUCUACCUGGCUCACUGUGGAUGGAGGUUGGGUGGAGUACGGGUGGAGGGGGUCACCAUCCGAUGCGGGAAAUUCAUGGUGAUUGAUGGACUGAGCGGCUACAUUCAGAGCCGAGUGGCUGUUGUGAGUGUGAUGAUGACAGAUAUCUAGGAGAGGUUCCAUCUGAACGUCACCAUGUUUCCCACCAAUGCACGGCUGCGUUGGACGGUUAAAGUGCGUAAGCGACGUUUACGCAGCUCUGGAAAUUUGGAAAAAGCAUUUACGCACCUCUUAGUUCCAUGCGCCCUGUAUUCUGCUGUUGGAAUAAUCCACAAUAAAUAUGGUUUCAUUUUAAAACA
Molecule: messenger RNA, 2232 nt
Organism: Gasterosteus aculeatus aculeatus (three-spined stickleback)
Lineage: Eukaryota; Metazoa; Chordata; Actinopteri; Perciformes; Gasterosteidae
Source: RefSeq, a predicted model, not a curated record